Molecule: messenger RNA, 2276 nt
Organism: Salvia splendens (bonfire salvia)
Lineage: Eukaryota; Viridiplantae; Streptophyta; Magnoliopsida; Lamiales; Lamiaceae
Product: basic leucine zipper 43
Exons: 1
Coding region: 1535-2071 (178 amino acids)
Biological process (GO): regulation of DNA-templated transcription
Molecular function (GO): DNA-binding transcription factor activity
Source: RefSeq, a predicted model, not a curated record
UGUGUGGUUAAAAUUGAACUUCAUAUCCUGUAAAAGAGAUCUCGGUCAGGGAGAUUCACAAAUCAGCACUAACUUUUGCUUAAACAAAUGGAACUUACUCCAUGAACACUGAACACUUGCAGCAUUAGAUUAGACUCAGUGAGAAGUUCAUCAUGGCUACAAAAACAUUAAUUAAUGGACUUCCUACAUUAUUUUGGUAAAACAUAAACCUUCUUGACUAAUCAUCAACUUGCAAACAUCGGCCUAAUGUUUAAACAAUAAAUGGAAACAGUCAAGCUGGCAGAAUAGUGAAAAUACUAAAACUUUUCGAAUGAGGAUUCGACAAGUUCGACUUGAGAAUACAUAAAGACACCUCAAGUUCUUUAUCGCUUGGUCUUAUUUAGUGAAACAGAUAAUGCCAACAAACUCAUAUUUCUCAUAUACAUACAUAGGUGUUCGGGAGUAAUACAACAUAGUGUAAAAGUUUGCACCAUAGCUGUUCAAGCCACAUUGGUAAAUGGACCGUUCUGUUCACUAAUUCAACUAGAAUAGUUUGUGCUUAUACAGCCUUAUAGUUAGCCAAUAUCAUAGUUCUUCAAAAAAAUUUGUGCAAAAAAUUGCAUAAGAAUAACUAACAAUGCACUACAUUCUUAUCCAGUUUUAAACCUCACCAAUAAUAGAUGAAAUGCAGUUUUCAGUGUCCAGAUGGCACUCAAAAUAAGAAGCAUGAUAUCAUGUAGUCAAUUUUUGCGUCUAAAACAUUCAUUUCUACCAGAGUGCACUGCUUAUGCUUCCUGCAAUGCCUCAGGAAAGGGUUUUCAUCUGAUAUUGAAAUUUGAUCAAUGUAAAGAGUAUACCGUAUCUUAAUUAUUAAUUAUGGUUCCAGAAAAGUGGUUGCUGAGUCACUAGUUUCUUUUAUGCAAGUUUUCCACUUUUGGAAAAAGGAUUGCUGCCCCAGUCUCCUCCUAUUCAUUCGUGUCCUUGAACAUUGCCGGCUACAGACCAAUGUUUAGUAGAAAUUUCUAACUUUGGCUGACAAUUAAAACUUUUCCAAGUUGACUUCACUAACCAUUUCUUAUGGUCUAUUCCUUCCAUAACAUUCCCCACAUCAAUUAUUAUAACCCCAAUUAUAAACUACCCCACCUGUAAGCAUUCUAUUUUUCAUGAGAUUAUCCAAUUCUGAUCUAAAUUUUAAUUCAACUUGUAUAGAUUGCUGAUUGCCUAUGUAUGACUUCAUGCAUCAUGACAUACAGCCAUGUAUAGAUUGUACAUGGACAGUGCAUAGACUAAUACAUCCUGUUACAUAGAUUAAUAUAUGAGAGCACAUAAGGCCAAACAUAGUUUGGUGUCAAUCCUGCAUUUUCAUUUUUUGAGGAAUUCUACUGUACUCUAAUUUCUUACAAUGGGGCCAAACCACCUUUUUGGCUUUCUAUAAAUCCACCCCUUCCCACUAGUUUCCUUCGCCUUCAACUACCAUCAAUACUUCUUUCUACGAUCUCCCAUAAACUUAUUCCACAAACUCAUUUCAGAAAAUCUGCCCAGUUCCAUUAGAGCAAUGCAGCCCAAUGAGAUCAUUGAGCUUCAUUUGUUAUUUCCUUCCAACUCAACACAAUAUCCUCCCAAUUUCGGCUUAACGAGUAACUACCCACCAGCUUAUCAGUUUAGCAGGUUCCCCAACCCUUUAUACCAACUCAAUACCGCACCCCAAGUUCAAGAACUGAAUCCACAGUCAACAUGUUUCAGCAGUAACUCGACAUCUGAUGAAGCAGAUGAGCAACAACUAAGCAUAAUAAACGAGAGGAAGCAAAGAAGAAUGAUUUCAAACAGAGAAUCUGCAAGGCGAUCACGCAUGCGCAAACAGAAACACUUGGAUGAGCUUUGGUCACAAGUAGUCUGGCUCCGUAACGAGAAUCACCAGCUCGUAGACAAGCUGAACCAUGUAUCAGAGAGCCAUGACCAAGUAGUCCAAGAAAAUGUUCAACUCAAGGAAGAAGCUUCAGAGCUUCGUCAAAUGCUUACCGACAUGCAGCUGAACAGUCCUUAUCCUUACUUAAGAGAGCUUGACGAUGAUCCCAGCAGUGACUUGGCCUAAGCAUGAAUGAUGUACUCAUAUUUCUUCCUCAGUUUCCUGAUUUGUUACUGAGAUAGAUGCUGUGAUUUUUGUCUUAUCUUGAUGCCUUUAGCCAAUUGUUGUUGUCUCGAUCUAUAAGAAUCACAAUCCAGUUAUUAUCCAUAUGAGUUAACAGUAAGCUGCAAUAAAGUCUAAAUAAAUCCAAUGAUAUUGUCAAAAAGGCUAA